Peromyscus leucopus (white-footed mouse) is the source of this 2487-nucleotide messenger RNA. It is a transcript of the gene Rmi1, whose product is annotated as RecQ mediated genome instability 1. Gene Ontology annotation, cellular component: RecQ family helicase-topoisomerase III complex; nuclear body. Bases 300 to 2177 code for a protein of 625 amino acids. Lineage: Eukaryota; Metazoa; Chordata; Mammalia; Rodentia; Cricetidae. Gene Ontology annotation, biological process: resolution of meiotic recombination intermediates; double-strand break repair via homologous recombination. The transcript is spliced from 2 exons. Gene Ontology annotation, molecular function: nucleotide binding. The record is from RefSeq and is a predicted model, not a curated record.
CCUCGACUCAGAGAGAUCCACCUGCCUCUGCCUCCCAAGUGCUGGGACUAAAGGCAUGCACCACCACCGCUUGGCUACACUCCCAGUUUUAGCCUACAUUAUUUCCAUUUUACCUUGUUAAGAAGUUCCCAGAACCAUGUGAUCAUACUCUUACAUUCUGUGGCUUCAUUUUAGAAUCCUUACUGCUACUGUUUUCCCUCAGGGUCAUUUCUCUGCAGUAGAGGUUUUGAGUACUCCACUGGCCCCACUUGAAAUCUUGUCGUCAGAUCUCAUGUUGUCCUGCAAAGUGGUGGACAUAUAUGCUCUUAUUUAAAGAAAUGAGUGUAUCAAGUGCUGUAUUGAGAGUUGAAACUUGGCUUUUGGCAACAUGGCAUGUUAAAGUGCCUCUAAUGUGGUUGGAAGCUUGUGUUAACUGGAUCCAAGAAGAAAAUAAUAAUGCUAAUUUGAGCCAAGCACAAGUAAAUAAACAAGUGUUGGAGCAAUGGCUUCUUACUGACCUGAGAGACUUAGAACAUCCUCUCUUACCUGAUAACAUUUUAGAAACUCCAAAGGGAGAACUGAAUGGAUUUUAUGCUCUACAGAUCAAUUCCUUGGUUGACGUAAGUCAGCCCGCAUAUUCCCAGAUACAAAAGCUGAGAGGAAAGAAUACAACCAAUGAUCUAGUUUCAGCUGAAACACAGAUUACUCCAAAACCAUGGGAAGCAAGGCCUUCACGGAUGCUGAUGCUGCAGCUCACUGAUGGUGUCACACAAAUUCAAGGGAUGGAAUAUCAGUCUAUUCCAGCUCUCCAUGGUGGUCUUCCUCCAGGUACAAAAAUUUUGGUUCACGGAUGCAUUUUGUUCCGUCUUGGUGUUCUCUUGUUGAAACCAGAAAAUGUGAAGGUGUUAGGAGGUGAGGUAGAUGGUCUUUCAGAAGAAUAUGCUCAAGAAAAAGUACUUGCAAGAUUAAUUGGUGAACUUGAUCCUACAGUUUCAAUCAUACCAAAUAAUUCUGAUCACAGUUUGCCCAGAGUUCCAGGGGGGUUAGAUCCUAUUUUGGGACCUUCAGAUGAAGAACUCUUGGCAAGUCUUUAUGAAAGUGAAGAGCCUGCAGCAGAUAAUGAUGCAUCCGUGGAAGGAAGCUGUUUUGGCACAGGCAGUUCCUCAAAUACUACUCCCACAAGUCAGCCUAGUUUUGAGCCAGGAUGUGAUAUUUCUUCAAGGCAAAAGGAGAAUCCACCAAACCAAUCUAUGCCUUUCACUGAUGGAGAGUUUGAUGACUUUUCACUGGAAGACGCCUUGCUUUUAGAAGAAACUGUCCAGAAAGAACAGAUGGAAACAAAAGCAUUGCAGCCACUAACUUUGAAGAAAAACACAGAUAAAUGUGUAGAGAUAUUUUCACAUAAACCUAAUACUCUGAACCACACUGCUUUGAUUCAUAAACAAGGAAACAGCAAUUACAAUGAAAAAAAGUUAUCUGAACAAAUGAUUGACAAAGACAAAUUUUUUGGCUGUUUGUCUGCUAGAGACCAUCAUAAGAGACUCUUAGCCCAUGAUUUUACAAAUGACACCAAGACUUUGGAAGUAGAUAACACAACAAAACCAAACAUUGCCAGUUCAGAUGAGCAUUGCUUAAGUAAUACAAUGUUAAAUAGAAAACUAGGAACCCGUCUAUCAGGAAAGAGUUCAGAAAUUUCUAAUGAAAAUGACUACCUUUUACAGACUUGUUCCUCAAGAUCAUUUGAGGAUAACACUGAUCUUUAUAUUGGCAUGGACUUAAAUUCUCCACCCUUUAUCUAUUUGUCUGUUCUAAUGGCCAAAAAGCCAAAGGAAGUUACUACUGUGAAAGUCAAAGCAUUUAUUGUCACUUUAACUGGAAAUCUCUCAAGCUCUGGGGGCUCUUGGGGUGUAACUGCAAAGGUUUCUGAUGGUACUGCAUAUCUAGAUGUAGAUUUUAUAGAUGAAAUACUUACCAGUAUGAUAGGGUUUUCGGUACCAGAAAUGAAACAAUUAAAAAAGGACCCUCUUAAGUAUCAAAAAUUCCUAAAAGGAUUACAAAAAUGUCAACGAGAUCUGAUAGAUUUGUGUUGCCUAAUGACAAUUUCAUUUAAUCCUUCUUCAUGUAAAGCCGUGGUGCUUGAAUUGCAGGAUGUUGGUGUGGAGCACCUUGAGAACCUAAAGAAGCGGCUGAAUAAAUAAUUUGCCAAAAUACUAUUGGAGUACACUUUAAAACAUGCAAAUAUUUGUAACCAAAUUUGUUCAUAUUCUUAUUUUUGGAAUUCUGUAAAAGAAGAAAAAGCUUCAGAGCUUAAAAAUGGGUGAGAUGGUUCAGUGGUUAAAGAGACUUUCUGCCAAGACUGAGGACCUGAGUUGAUCCCUAGGUCCCUUGGGGCUGAAGGAGAGAAACAACUCCCAGACUCUGUUGUCUGUCUUCCACACAUGCAGCAUGGAAUACACACACACACACACACACACAAUGACAUUUAAAAAUAAAGGUGUUUAAUCAAAA